Mycosarcoma maydis (corn smut) is the source of this 1512-nucleotide messenger RNA. Its product is annotated as putative dihydrolipoamide acetyltransferase. The record is from RefSeq and is a predicted model, not a curated record. NCBI's taxonomy places the organism in Eukaryota, Fungi, Basidiomycota, Ustilaginomycetes, Ustilaginales. Bases 1 to 1512 code for a protein of 503 amino acids. The transcript has a single exon. Gene Ontology annotation, biological process: pyruvate decarboxylation to acetyl-CoA. Gene Ontology annotation, cellular component: pyruvate dehydrogenase complex. Gene Ontology annotation, molecular function: dihydrolipoyllysine-residue acetyltransferase activity.
AUGCAGGCUCUUCGUGCUCUUCAGCGAUCUGGCCUCCAGAAGGCGGUCGCUGCCGCCUCGUCGUCGUCUUCGACGCUCUCGCACCGAUCCUUCCACUCGUCGCGACGUGCGCUCGAGUUCUCCAAGUUCAACAUGCCCGCCAUGUCACCCACCAUGACCGAGGGUGGUAUCGCCGCCUGGAAGAAGCAGCCCGGUGAGGCUUUCUCGGCCGGUGAUGUUUUGCUCGAGAUCGAAACCGACAAGGCUACCAUGGAUGUAGAGGCUCAGGAUGACGGUGUCCUCGCCAAGAUUCUCGUCGGCGACGGUGCCAAGGCUGUCCAGGUGAACUCGCUCAUCGCUAUCAUGGCCGAGGAGGGCGACGAUCUUUCGGGCGCUGAUGCCUUUGCCGCCAAGGCUUCGUCCGAGGGAGGCGAAGCUAAGCCAGCUGCCAAGGAGGAACCCAAGGAGGAACCCAAGGAGGAACCCAAGGAGGAAUCCAAGCCCAAGGACGAGCCCAAGCAGCAGGAAUCCACCCCGUCCUCGUCAUCGUCAUCCUCUUCGAGCUCGUCGUUCGGAUCGCAGAGCUCCGGCGACCGUAUCUUUGCUACCCCCGUCGCGCGCAGGUUGGCGCAGGACAAGGGUAUUGCGCUCAACAAGAUCAAGGGUACCGGCCCUGAGGGCCGCAUCAUCAAGGCCGACGUCGAGAACUACAAGCCUGAGGCUGCUGUUGCCGCUCCUGCUGCUUCGUCUGCUGCUCCGGCCAAGUCGGCCGGUGCGCCCGCACCUGCUCCUGCCGCGAGCGAGGGCGGCGACUACACCGACAUCCCCGUCUCCAACAUGCGCCGCACCAUCGCUGCGCGUCUCACCGAGUCCAAGUCGUCCAUCCCACACUACUACGUCAGCAUCGACGUCGAGAUGGACAAGGUGCUCAAGCUUCGCGAGGUGUUCAACAAGGCUGCUGCCGAAAAGGCGGGCAAGGACGUCGAGAAGGCCAAGGCUGCUAAGCUCAGCGUGGGCGACUUUAUCACCAAGGCUGCAGGUGUAGCGCUCAAGGAGGUGCCCGAAGUCAACUCGGCCUGGUACGGCGAUUUCAUCCGACAGCACAACAAGGCGGAUAUCUCGAUCGCGGUUUCCACGCCUACCGGUCUGAUCACGCCUAUCGUCAAGGAUGUUGGUGGUUCGGGUCUGGCUACUAUUUCGGCAGCUACCAAGUCGUUGGCUGCCAAGGCUCGUGCCGGCAAGCUAGCUCCGCAGGAGUACCAGGGAGGCUCUUUCACCAUUUCCAACAUGGGCAUGUUCGGUAUCACCCACUUCACCGCCAUCAUUAACCCUCCGCAGAGCUGCAUCCUUGCCAUUGGUGGAACCGAGGCGCGCCUCGUGCCUGACGCCGAGAGCGAGCAAGGCUUCCGCAAGGCCAUGAUUAUGCAGGCUACCAUCUCGGCCGACCACCGAACCGUCGAUGGUGCUACUGCUGCCAAGUGGAUGAAGGCCUUCAAGGAUGCGCUCGAGAACCCGCUCAGCUUUAUGCUUUGA